Molecule: messenger RNA, 2483 nt
Organism: Peromyscus eremicus (cactus mouse)
Lineage: Eukaryota; Metazoa; Chordata; Mammalia; Rodentia; Cricetidae
Gene: Phf1
Product: PHD finger protein 1
Exons: 15
Coding region: 459-2159 (566 amino acids)
Biological process (GO): regulation of DNA-templated transcription; chromatin organization
Cellular component (GO): nucleus
Molecular function (GO): chromatin binding; DNA binding
Source: RefSeq, a predicted model, not a curated record
GGGCCCAGCCCUGACCUGCAGGCUGGCUGCCAAGAGGGUUAUUUCCUGCUGCUCUCCAAGCGAGCCUCCCACCCUAAAGAGGGGCCACAAGGAUUUCCUCGUCCUCCCCGACCGGCCGCGCCCCCAACCGUGCAGUGCCCUCCGGGCGUGCCGGAGGUGAGGGAGGUGCUGCCUACCCGCCCCUCCGGCUUCUCCUCCUCCCAAUGCUCCCCACCCACCACUCUCCUCCCUCCCUCUGCCGACUCCUCCUGCCGCUGCCGCUGCUUUGGCUGCUGCGUCAUACGCCCCAGAGCCGCCAGGACGAAGGGGCUGGGCCCAGGGACCCCCCCGGCCUCCUCCUGCACGCCUCCCGGCUUCCACACGCACUCCUCCCGCACUGAGGGCUCACCCAGGUGUCUUGGGUCUGCCCCUGCCUAGCUCCCAGCUGCCCCAGCUGUCACCGGCCCCCCCAGGAUGCAAUGGCGCAGCUCCCCCGGCUGAGCCGCUUGGGUGCACCCUCUCUUUGGGAUCCAGCUUCCCCUGCUCCCACCUCAGGCCCCAGACCUCGACUUUGGGAGGGCCAAGAUGUGCUGGCCAGGUGGACUGAUGGGCUGUUGUACUUGGGCACCAUCAAGAAGGUGGACAGUGCUCGGGAGGUGUGUCUGGUCCAGUUUGAGGAUGACUCCCAGUUUCUGGUUUUAUGGAAGGACAUCAGCCCGGCUGCCCUCCCUGGGGAAGAGCUCCUCUGUUGUGUCUGUCGCUCUGAGACUGUGGUCCCUGGGAACCGGCUGGUCAGCUGUGAGAAGUGUCGCCACGCUUAUCACCAGGACUGUCACGUUCCCAGAGCCCCAGCCCCUGGAGAAGGAGAGGGCACAUCCUGGGUCUGCCGCCAGUGCGUCUUUGCGAUGGCCACCAAGAGGGGAGGCGCACUGAAGAAGGGUCCCUAUGCCCGGGCCAUGCUGGGCAUGAAACUCUCUCUGCCAUAUGGACUAAAGGGGCUGGAUUGGGAUGCUGGACACUUGAGCAACCGACAGCAGAGCUACUGUUACUGUGGAGGCCCUGGGGAGUGGAAUCUGAAAAUGCUGCAGUGCCGGACCUGCCUUCAGUGGUUCCAUGAGGCCUGUACCCAGUGUCUGAGCAAGCCCCUCCUCUACGGGGACAGAUUCUAUGAAUUUGAAUGCUGUGUGUGCCGGGGUGGCCCCGAGAAGGUCCGAAGGUUACAGCUUCGCUGGGUGGAUGUGGCCCAUCUUGUUCUCUACCAUCUCAGUGUUUGCUGUAAGAAGAAAUACUUUGAUUUUGACCGAGAGAUCCUCCCCUUCACCUCUGAGAAUUGGGACAGUCUGCUUCUCGGGGAGCUUUCAGACACCCCCAAGGGAGAACGUUCUUCCAAGCUCCUUUCUGCUCUUAACAGCCACAAGGACCGCUUCAUUUCAGGGAGGGAGAUUAAAAAGAGGAAAUGUCUUUUUGGUCUCCAUGCUCGGACCCCUCCUCCUGUGGAGCCUCUCACUGGAGAUGGAGCCCCCACCAGCUUCCCUUCAGGGCAGGGCCCUGGGGGAGGGGUCUCACGUCCCCUGGGGAAACGACGGAGGUCGGAGCCAGACGCCCUGAGGAGGCAGAAGGGGAAAGUGGAGGAGCUGGGACCACCCACGGCAGUGCGCAGUCGGCAUGGGUCCCGGGAGCAGAGGGAGCGGGCCCGUCUGCAGAGGGCCUUGCAGGCCUCAGUGUCUCCACCACCCCCCAGCCCUAACCAGAGCUAUCAGGGCAGCAGCGGCUACAACUUCCGGCCCACAGAUGCCCGCUGUCUGCCCAGCAGCCCCAUCCGGAUGUUCGCUUCCUUCCACCCUUGUGCCAGCACUGCGGGGACCUCUGGGGACGGUGAACCCCCGGACAGGUCACCCCUGGAACUUCACAUUGGCUUCCCCACAGACAUCCCUAAAAGUUCUUCCCACUCAACGACUGCCUCAUCAGCCCCAGCCCCAGCCCCUAUCCCAGGCCUUUCCAGACAUUCAGUACCCCCUUCUUCCCUGUGCCAUAGUUUGUCUCCGGGGACUGGGGGAGGAGUCCGAGGUGGGGUUGGCUACCUAUCCUGUGGGGACCCUGUCAGGGUCCUGGCUCGAAGAGUGCGGCCCGAUGGCUCUGUGCAGUACCUAGUUGAGUGGGGAGGAGGUGGCAUCUUCUGACAGCCCUCUUCUGCUCACCUCCCCGUUCACACACUGGCACUUUCAUGCCCUGACCUCUGACCUCACCUACAGCUGGGAUGUACCUGGAGAGCUGGGAGUAGUUCUCCCUGCGCCCAGGCUGGAAUCCGGGGGGUGGGGAAGAGGUCCUCUUCUCUGCCUCUUCAUGACUCCUGACCCCUCAUCCUUCCCAUUUCCUUUGAUGUUAUUUUGUUACAGCUUUUAAAAUAUUUUUUAAAACUAUUUAACCCCUGGGUAUAGAGAUGGGGGUGGCGGUGGUCCAGGAUUCCAGACUCUGUAUGACUGUAAUAAAGAGAAAUAAACAAA